CAGCAGGCCAGGAGAGAGACGUAGACAUGCUGAAGGAGCUCCAGCUCUUCCUGUUGGGCAUCCUGCUGCUUGUCUGUGUCUUCUUCUACCAGCUCAACGUCAAGUCCAGCUGCCUCUUCUCCUGCCUUCCUCCCCAGAAGUCCCAGCAGGACCCCGGAGCCCUCCUGGGCCAUGGGCGUGGCAUCGUGUUCAUAGAGACCUCGGAGAGAAUGGAGCCAACUCCACUGGUCUCUUGUGCUGUGGAGUCUGCUGCCAAGAUUUACCCUGGGCAGCCUGUGGCGUUCUUCAUGAAGGGUCUCUACGACACCACAUGGCUACCCUCAAACUCCACUUAUCCAGGCUUUUCCCUCCUCUCAGCAAUAGACAAUGUUUUCUUCUUCCCUUUGGAUAUGGAAAGUCUGUUUGAAGACACACCAUUGCUUUCAUGGUACACUCGCAUCAAUGCCAGUGUGGAGAGCAACUGGCUCCACGUCAGUUCUGAUGCGUCCCGCCUGGCCAUCAUCUGGAAGUAUGGCGGCAUCUACAUGGACACCGAUGUCAUCUCCAUCAGACCCAUCCCUGAGGAGAACUUUCUGGCUGCACAGUCUUCUCGGUACUCUAGUAACGGGGUGUUUGGCUUCCUCCCCCACCACCCCUUCCUGUGGGAGUGCAUGGAAAACUUUGUUGAACACUACAAUUCAGAAAUCUGGGGCAACCAGGGUCCCAGUUUGAUGACGAGGAUGUUGAGGCUGUGGUGCAGACUUGGAGACUUCCAGGAGGUGAGUGACCUCAGGUGUUUGAACUUGUCCUUUCUACACCCCCAAAGAUUUUACCCCAUAUCCUAUCCGGAAUGGAGGCGCUACUAUGAAGUCUGGGACAGAGACCUGAGCUUCAAUGACUCAUACGCCCUGCAUCUGUGGAACUACAUGAACAAGGAAGGGAGGACUGUGGUCAGAGGAAGCAACACACUGGUGGAGAACCUCUGCCGUAAGCACUGUCCCAGGACUUACAGGGACCUGAUUCAAGGCCCAGAGGGCUCAGGGACUGGGACGCUGAGUACAGGUAACAAAUAGAGGCAGCAUUGGGCUGUUGCUGCUGUGUCAUAGGACUGAACACUUCCUGGAGUGGCAGUUUUUGGUUCAUGCCCACA
Messenger RNA from Neogale vison (American mink), 1129 nucleotides. It is a transcript of the gene A4GNT, whose product is annotated as alpha-1,4-N-acetylglucosaminyltransferase. The record is from RefSeq and is a predicted model, not a curated record. The transcript is spliced from 2 exons. Gene Ontology annotation, biological process: protein O-linked glycosylation. NCBI's taxonomy places the organism in Eukaryota, Metazoa, Chordata, Mammalia, Carnivora, Mustelidae. Bases 27 to 1052 code for a protein of 341 amino acids. Gene Ontology annotation, molecular function: acetylglucosaminyltransferase activity.